UCCCCGCAGCACUCAAACCUCAAACGCGCCGCGGUGCUCUUCGCCCAUUCGGGCGACCCCGAGUCCCGAAACGCGCGCACCCCGAGCUCCAGGCGGGACUUCCUUUCUCCUGCGGAUGCGCUGAUAUUAGGGUGAGCAGGCAGAAAGGGCUUGGUCGGAGUGUCACCGGUCUAUCCGCGCGCCUCUGGACAGCAGAUGACCUGGCCGACGACUCCGCUGCCGCUGAAGCCCCGUAGAUGAAUCUCCUCCUCGGCUAUGCUGCCCUGAGAGCGCCGCGAGUAUCCGCCCCGCCAACAUGUCUGAUGUCAACAAGACUAUUCAGAAAUGGCACGCCAGUUUUAAGAAAGGCACAGACUUUGACUCGUGGGGACAAUUAGUGGAGGCUAUAGAUGAGUACCAAAUUUUGGCAAGACAACUGCAAAAAGAAGUCCAGUCAGCAAAUUCAUCAGACUUCACCGAAGAGCAGAAGAAAACUCUGGCAAAGAUUGCAACAUGUCUGGAGAUGAGAAGUGCCAGUUUGCAGUGCACUCAGUCAAAGGAAGAGUUCAACUUAGAAGACCUGAAGAAACUGGAAACCAUAAUUAGAAAUGUACUCACCUACAACAAAGAGUUUCCAUUCGAUGUUCAGCCGGUGCCGUUAAGGAAAAUCUUUGCUCCAGGUGAAGAGGAGAACCUCGAGCUGGAAGAGGAGGAGGAUGCCACAGCGGGAGCAGGUUCAACAGAAGCUUUUCCGCCACGGGCUCCUGCAGCUUUGCAAGGUACCUUGUUACCACGGCUACCCUCAGAGCCUGGGAUGACGCUACUUACAAUAAGGAUUGAAAAAAUUGGGUUAAAGGACGCCGGACAGUGCAUUGAUCCUUACAUGACCAUCAGUGUCAAAGAUGUAAACGGUGUCGAUCUGAACCCGGUGCAGGAUACCCCCGUGGCCACCAGAAAGGAAGACACGUACAUUCACUUCAGUGUGGACGUGGAGGUCCAGAGACAUGUGGAGAAAUUACCAAAAGGAGCAGCUAUCUUCUUUGAAUUCAAGCACUACAAACCCAAAAAGAGGUUCACCAGCACAAAGUGUUUUGCCUUCAUGGAAAUGGACGAGAUCAAACCCGGGCCGAUCGUAAUUGAGCUGUACAAGAAGCCCACGGACUUUAAGAGGAAGAAACUGCAGCUUCUCACAAAGAAACCACUUUAUCUCCAUCUUCAUCAGACGUUACACAAAGACAGCUAAGUCGGACCACGCUUCGAACCUUCGAAGGCCUCUCUCACAUCCACAUCCAGCAAAAUGUGGUGUUCCCCCUCAUCGCAUCAAGCAAUACUAAAAAAACAACAACAAAGAACCUGUGGUAUUUAUUUUUUAUUUUUUCCAUGAGUAUUUGAAGAAAGUAAAGUGAACAGAGCUGGAUUCCUGUCGCAUCAGCUCACACUCAGAUUUUAAAGUCUUUGAUUUUGUUGUGAAGUGUAGGAAAUACCAAGUUUUCCAGAAUCCAGAAGUAGCAUGUUCAAACCACCUCAUUUCAGUCUUCCGUAGCUCACUGAUUUUUUUUCUUUUUUUCGGGGGGUCAGGAAGAGGCCGUGAGCAUCUGCAUCUGAAUCCUUCAAUGUUCAGUUUAGACUUUUAAGUUCGGCAAACCAAGGAAGACAUGAAAUAAAUUAAAGACAAAACAGCGACAGCUUGUUCCAUUGAGCCACAAAAGAAGUGCUUUUUGUAAUCCGGGUGUAUUUAUGAGGUCCGGAGUGCACUACAAUAAUAAACUUUUAUCAUUUUUAGUUAUGAACGGUUCAUAAUCACACAUCUAAAACAGGUAUAACAGACGCAAGAGAGACGAGUCCUGACGUUUCCUCAUUUUGUCUUAAAACUAGUGAAUUAACAGAAAUUUAAAGGGGCACUAACCUGACAAAGAAUCUGUUUACUGCCUGUCGCAGACUCUGUCUCACAGUUUUGUUUCCUGCUUUAACAUUUACAGUUCCUGACAUUUAGCAGCUUUGAAUUAAAGGUGGCUUAUUUUGCACAGAUUCAGCUGCCGCCAGCUCACUAAGUAACAUGUUGUAAGUUUCCCCGCUCAAAAUGUCAAACUGUAUCUGUUUAAACUUACACUCACUGGACACUUUAUUAGGCUAUAUCUUCUUUUCUUUUUUUUUCAACUGCACAUCCACGAUGCAAAUGCCUGUGAGUUGUUCCACCACAUCCUAAAGGUGCUCUGCUGGAUUGAGGUCUAAGGACUGGAGAGGCCAUUUGAGUGCAGUAAACCUGUUGUCAUGUUCGAGAAAGCAGUUUGAGAUGGUUUAAGUUUUGCGAUCUGGUGUGGUAUCCUGCUGGAAGCAGCCAUUAGUAGAUGGGAACACUGGUCAUAAAGGGAUAGACGUGGUCAGCGACAAUACUCAGGUAGGCUGUGGUGUUUAAACAAUGCUCAGUUGGUACCAAGGGGCCCAAAGCAUGCCAUUCCAUUCACCAGCAUUUGAACCAGUGUACCUAACGAAGUGCAAGUCAUGCAAGAAUUGUGCCAUCGGAAGUAAACGUGCAUAUCAUUUGAAAAGUACAUUUUUAAUUUUCAUUUGUAAUUAAACACUAAGCAAACUCAGUCUGCACUUCAUACUGGUUUAGUGAGUAGUCACAUUCAGGUUUAUAAUGACUCAAGUGGGGCCAUCACAGGUAACAUCUUCAAUUUAAUCAAUGUUUUUUUCUUUUUAAACUUGUAGCACAUGUAAAGUGAUACUGGUUUUUUAAAAAAAACGGUUGGGUUUUUCAGAAAAAAUCACAAAGGGAGACGUUUAAUGUCCCUAUAAAUCUGACAGUGGCCACGUGUCAGCGUGGAUUUAGAAACGUAGAGGGAAAGAGAUGCAGCACGGUCUGCAUACUGUGGAAGUGUCUCGCCAUGAAGCGGAUGUUUAGCACCGGUUUCCGAUACGCAGUGUUGGAUCACAUGCUGUCGUAACCACACAGAGGGUUUUAAUCCACUGUUACGUUGCAGAUUUCGUGUUGGCUCUGUGUGAAUGGGAUUACGUUCAGAACUGUUCUCAUGCGCUUGUGCUCUUCUUUUUAUUCUAGAGACCUCUUUCUUUUCUCGAGCUUUUCACAUCUUUCUUUCCAUUUUGACUCUAUAGAUGUUCUUCACUAAAACGUCUUGUAAUUUUUGAUUUUUAGAUUUUAUUUUUGUAAUGUCACAAAAAAAAUCUGGACUGUAAAUUAACUGUAAGAUACACUAACUGAUGAAUAUACAGUAACCGUGUGUAUGUGUGAAGUGCUCUGAUGUGGCAGGAGUGAGAACUGUGGAGUGUUUUCGUUUUGGCAGAAUGAAGGAAAUUGUAUCAAACAUUUACGGCGUGUUUAAUUUCUAAUAAACUACAAAUGAGGCA
Maylandia zebra (zebra mbuna) is the source of this 3348-nucleotide messenger RNA. RefSeq names its product axin interactor, dorsalization associated (gene aida). The record is from RefSeq and is a predicted model, not a curated record. NCBI's taxonomy places the organism in Eukaryota, Metazoa, Chordata, Actinopteri, Cichliformes, Cichlidae. Gene Ontology annotation, molecular function: phosphatidylinositol binding. Gene Ontology annotation, biological process: determination of ventral identity. Gene Ontology annotation, cellular component: membrane.